This is a messenger RNA of Nematostella vectensis (starlet sea anemone), 2193 nucleotides long. RefSeq lists its product as uncharacterized. Lineage: Eukaryota; Metazoa; Cnidaria; Anthozoa; Actiniaria; Edwardsiidae. The transcript is spliced from 13 exons. The record is from RefSeq and is a predicted model, not a curated record. Gene Ontology annotation, molecular function: protein binding. Bases 773 to 2068 code for a protein of 431 amino acids.
GCGGAAGAAUUUCACAUUAAAUACAUUCCUUCGACAUAACAAUACAUAAUCAUUGACUUUUUAUAGUGCCAACAUAGCCUUUAUUGCUGGCACCGCCUGGCGAACUGCACUGAAAGAUCUUCAUAUAUUUUUUGAAAAAUUUAGGGAACACGUGCUCCAGUGCCCCACCCCCUGGUACGACCCUUGUUUCUAUGCAUCAAUAUUACUAUAUGUGCUGCAACAUUGCGCUUAGGAAAGACCUCCACAAUAGUCACAAAAUCAAAAUCCACUCUCAUACUUUUUUUUGUUACUUUGUAUCUAUUAAAGGCCAAAAAGUGUCACCUAUGCAAUCGAUUUUGUUCAAAUGGUCGUAAUAAAGGGUUGAUGUUUUGAAAAAGAUUUAGUCGUUUAGCAGGAAAAAGUUUAGGUAUUGAAGAAAUCAGAAGCCUUUUUUAGUACAAAAAAAACUAAAACCUACGAAACGAGUGUAAUAAAAUACUAAAAUAAUCUGUUGUUACGUUAGAUACGAUCGCCUCACCAAGUAGAACUUGACCGUGAAAUUGACAUACUGACUACACGUAUUUAUUCAAUGAAUUAUUUAUCAUUUCUUAUGUUUGUAUAGCAACAGACGUUAAAAUAGAAAUAUAACUGCUCUAUCUUUAUUCCGAAUCUUACUUGAUAUUUUCUGUUUCAAGAAUGAGAUAUUUUCAAAAGCAAGUAAGGUAACACAAAAUAUUUAAUUUGCCAGAAGUGUUCUAGUGUUUUCCAUGAGAGGAAAAGUUUCGUUUUCCCAAUGUUUCAAAAUAAUAUUCUCAAUAUUCAACGGGAAAUGGAAGAGGCUAAAAAUGCUUUAUCCGCCGCUAUUCGCUACGAGCGACGACAAAUGUGGCGAAAGGCAGCAAAUAGUUACAAACAUCUGAUAAGUGCCCUUCGCGAAGUCAGUCUUAACAGCGACAGCAUUGACGUCAAUGCAUUGAGAAUGCUGAUUUACGAGUCACACAUGCAUUAUGGGGUAGCGUGUCAGAAUCUUACUCAGACCAAGGAAGCCAUCAAGCAUUUCGCAUCUGCUAUGAGAGCAGUCAGCAGGAAAAAGGUUGGAUGUCGCGCCGGUUGCAUCACGGGAAAUGUUCUCCAUCUCCACGUUCCGGCCCUUGCCAAGAUGUCGACGUGUCAUCUACAACAGGGAGACUAUGAGUUAGCGUUGAGACACAUCGAAGAAGCUCUAGUUCUUGAUUUCAAGAACCCGGAUCUCUUUUGUAUCCGGGCUUGCGCGUUCUUUUUACUGAAGUAUAACGAAAAGGCGAUGAAAGACGUAAACUACUCCAUUUGGCUUAAUACAAGACAAGCCUGUGGUUGGCUGCUAAGAGGCAUCUUCAAAAACAUCUCCAAAAAUGAAGUGAGUCUAUGCGAGUCUCGAUCUAAUGCAGACUUCGUCACGGCCUGUAACAAUGAUAUCCAUGCGCUGGCGUAUACCAACACAACGGACCUUGCUGCGGUUGCCUCACAGCUUCUUAACAGACUUUUGCCAUCGCUGAGGGUCUCACACACGGUUUCUAUAGACAGUGUGUUCCUGCCCUGCAGCAAACGCAAUAACUACGUAAGUAAGCGAUCAGCGACAUGUAGUCAACGGUCUAUAAGCUCAAGUGGAUGCGCAUUCGUAUGUGGGAAUGCUAGACCUCUGCGCACGCCAACGCGUAGCUCACGGCUCGCCAGUUUCACUACGAUGCCGCACAGCAGCGCCUCGUUUCACAUAACCUCGACCCCAUUCCCCAACGGUUAUCGCUCGAAGACUCGAUGUGGUGCCCAGUCUGCUCCCUCGCGUUGCAGUACGCGGGUCAGCGGUGUAAAGCUUACAUUUGGAAACCUGUUGGAUACAGAGGUUCAUUACAAUAAAGAGGUGACGUCAUACUCAUUACGCCAAGCCUAUGGAGGUCAUCUCUUGGCUUCCAAUCUCUUGUCGAAGUCUUCGGGUGCAACUGAGCAAGAAAGGCAAUAUCCGAGGGCGUGGACACAAAAUAAGAUCCCGGUCAAGAUCCCGGAUAUUCGAGGGUGCAGGACUAUCAGCAACGAAGAUCGGAGCCUGAAAUAAUAGCAAAAAUUACAAAUUGAAUAGAGUUCAAAGGAUCAUGAAAAGGAUUGCUUCGGAAAAUGUGUUGACUAGGAGCGUCAGUCAAUUCUACCGUCAAUUUAAAUUAUAAGAUAAACUACAGUAAA